This is a messenger RNA of Acanthosepion pharaonis, 534 nucleotides long. The record is from the annotation of a GenBank genome assembly. Lineage: Eukaryota; Metazoa; Mollusca; Cephalopoda; Sepiida; Sepiidae.
AUGGUGUUUUUCGGAUUUUUUUCCCAGUUCCCGCCAUUUUUCUUUGAAUAUGGACCAUCUCAUUGUCUUUCCUGUAGCCACGAUAGUGUUGUGACAGACAAUUCUAACUGGUCUGCUUAUGUCUCUCAAAUUUUUCUUUCCUGUAUAGAAACUCAAGCCAUCUCUCCUUUUAACUUUCUCUCUCCAUUAAUUUUCUUCUUGUUUCCUUUACAUUUAUUCUGUAUCCGCCAUAUUUAUUCUUACUUAUUUCUAUAUAACUUCUUUUCAUGCUCUUUUACUUUUCUUUCUUUCAAGUUUUAUUUUUCAGUUCUUUUACAUUUAUUUAUUUAUUUUCUUUUUCAUCGUUUUCUUUCUUUCUUUCUUUCUUUCUUUCUUUCUUUCUUUCUUAUGCAAACUUCUUUAUAUGCUUUCUUUCUUCUGCAUGUUUCCCGGCUUUCUUUCUACUUUUUCUUUUUACUUGACUCCCCACUCUCUCCCUCUUUCUACUUAAUUUUUCUUUCUCUUUUUCUUUCUUUUACAAAUUUCCUACUUUGA